AUGAGCAAUAAACAAAUAACACCAGUUAAAUUAGUCCUCUUAGGAGAAGCAGCAGUGGGGAAAUCUUCAUUAGUCCUUAGAUUUGUUAGUAAUGAUUUCCAAGAAAAUAAAGAACCAACUAUUGGUGCAGCAUUUUUAACUCAAAGAUGUAUAAUUGGUGAUAAGACAAUAAAAUUUGAAAUAUGGGAUACUGCAGGACAAGAAAGAUUUGCUUCUUUGGCACCAAUGUAUUAUAGAAAUGCUCAAGCUGCUUUAGUCGUGUAUGAUAUAACAAAACCUGCUAGUUUCAUAAAAGCUCGUCAUUGGAUUAAAGAAUUACAUGAACAAGCUUCAAAAGAUAUUAUUAUUGCAUUAGUAGGGAAUAAAUUAGAUGUUGUCGAAGAAGAUGAAUCAAAUAGGAAAGUUGCGUAUGAAGAAGGUGAAACUUUAGCAAAUGAAGAAGGUUUAAUUUUUUUGGAAACUAGUGCAAAAACUUCAUUUAAUGUUAAAGAAGUUUUCAUGAAUAUUGGACAAAAAAUCCCAAAUCCUGAAAAUGUUACUGCAAGUGGUGAACAGGGAAGAAAUGAUGCUAGAGUUGAUUUGAAUGUUAAUAAUGAUUCUGUUGAGAAUAAUGGUUGUAAUUGUUAA
This is a messenger RNA of Hansenula ciferrii, 627 nucleotides long. It is a transcript of the gene VPS21, whose product is annotated as Rab family GTPase VPS21. Gene Ontology annotation, molecular function: GTP binding; GTPase activity. The coding region runs from base 1 to 627 and encodes 208 amino acids. The record is from RefSeq and is a predicted model, not a curated record. Lineage: Eukaryota; Fungi; Ascomycota; Saccharomycetes; Phaffomycetales; Wickerhamomycetaceae. The transcript has a single exon.